This is a messenger RNA of Seminavis robusta, 348 nucleotides long. The record is from the annotation of a GenBank genome assembly. NCBI's taxonomy places the organism in Eukaryota, Bacillariophyta, Bacillariophyceae, Naviculales, Naviculaceae.
AUGACGAAGUCCCCGCUCGAGUUUUAUGACGAAGAGUUGUCGCGAACGAUUCGUCAGAUUCAAGAGGGUUUGCUGGAAUUGGAAUGGCCUUCCCCGGAUGCGAAAACAAGCCAAGAGGAUCAUCUUGAAAAGGUUGACAAGCUGUUGACUACGGCGGAUAUGUUCCUUCAGCAAAUCGCAACGGAAGCCAGGGCAAUGCAGCAAGGCCAGGAGAAAACACAGUGGUUGGAAAUCGUCAAGUUUCGAAGAGGAACAUUGAAUCAUUUGAAGAAAGAUCGAGCCAAUGUCAACAUAUUCCAAUUCCCUUCGCUCGAAGAUCCCGCUUCAUCUGAAGCCAUCAAGAAUUAG